AUGGCGUCACUAUCAGGCAAGGUCAUCGCCCUCUCUGGAGCGGCAUCCGGAAUUGGACUUGCUACAGCCAAGAUCCUAUAUGAACGCGGUGCAUCGCUGGCCCUCUGCGACAUCCGAAAAGAUGCUCUUGAAAAGGUUGCAGCCGAAAUUUCGCAAAAGGGCGUCGCGAAGGACCAGAAGAUGACAAUGAUGAAAGUCGACGUGUCGAACACUGAUGACGUUAACAACUGGAUCGACCAGGCUGUCAAAGACUUCAGCCGGCUAGACGGAGCUGCCAAUAUUGCGGGCACAAUCAUCCCCGGAGGGCUUAUUGGGGACACGCCAGACGAGGAGUGGGAACGUGUGAUGAGGAUCAACUCAACUGGAAUGUUCAAAGCUCUCCGGGCUCAGUUACCUAAGCUAUCCAGUGGCGGUUCUGUGGUGAACAUUUCCUCCAUGGCAGGCAUCGCAGCCACUCCCAACAUGGCUGCUUAUGGCGCUAGCAAACACGCAGUCAUAGGUCUUACGCGUACCGCGGCUGUAGAAUAUGGACCCAAAGGGAUUCGCGUAAAUACUGUCGCACCAGGUGUCAUCAGCACACCACUUGCAAAUGGCUUCCUUGAGGGCACGGGUAUUGCGCUUAGUGCGAAUCGGUCAUGCCUCAAGCGAGUGGCAGAGCCAGAGGAGGUUGGAAGGGUCGUGGCAUUUCUGCUAUCGGACGACUCAUCAUACAUGUCCGGCGUGGUUGUCAACGUCGAUGCGGGGUUUACAGUGGGAGUCACGGUGGACAAUUGA
This is a messenger RNA of Ilyonectria robusta, 774 nucleotides long. RefSeq lists its product as uncharacterized. NCBI's taxonomy places the organism in Eukaryota, Fungi, Ascomycota, Sordariomycetes, Hypocreales, Nectriaceae. The transcript has 4 exons. The coding region runs from base 1 to 774 and encodes 257 amino acids. Gene Ontology annotation, molecular function: oxidoreductase activity. The record is from RefSeq and is a predicted model, not a curated record.